AUGGAUCUGGAACAGCCUCUCAAGCCAAGCCUAUCCGACCAAGAUGUACAAGAUGCGCAAGAUCUUGCUAUGCUGGGGCAUAGCCAGGACUUGACUCGAAAAUUCGAUAUGUGGAGCAUGCUUUCGCUAACAUUCUGCGUCCUGGGCACAUAUUAUGUUUUCGCCCAGGAUCUUAGCGAAGGAUUGACCAACGGUGGCUCUAUCUCUAUCCUCUGGGGGAUGAUAGUUGUCACCGCAUGCAACAUUUGUAUCGCGCUUUCAUUGGGCGAAUUGACAAGCAGCAUGCCAACGGCCCUUGGACAGGCGUACUGGGUAUAUCGACUUUGGAAAACACCCACGGGCCGUUUCGUUUCCUACAUGUGCGCCUGGAUAAAUACAUUUGGCUGGUGGACUUCGGCAGCCUCUCUCAAUGCGUUCUUGGCGGAAUUUCUGCUGGAGAUUAAAACCAUGUUUGACCCGACCUGGGAGCCCAGCGGGUGGGUCAAUUUCUUGGUGUAUGUUGGUGUCACAUUUCUUUUGACCGCCAUCAAUGUUGUUGGUUGUCGCAAGGAACGGGUACUUCCAUGGCUGAACAACUUUGUUGCGAUAUGGUACCUCGGCAUGUUUGUCGUUCUCUCCCUGGCACUUCUAAUUUCAGUGGGGAUCAGAAGCGACUUGUCUUUCCAAUCUGCAGCCUUCGUUUUUGGGAAAUGGAACAACAAUACCGGCUGGAGUAAUGGGGUAGUAUGGUUCACAGGGAUGGUACAAGCAGCAUAUGGAUUGACGGCGUUCGAUUCGGUUAUCCACAUGGUCGAAGAAAUACCAGCACCUCGCCAGAAUGUCCCACGCAUCAUCUGGAUGGCAGUGCUUUUUGGUGCAGUAACAGGCUUCAUUUUCAUGAUUGUAUGCCUUUUCUGCAUCCAAAAUAUGGGUAACCUUCUGCGUGCUCCUUUACCAUUCAUUGACCUCGUUCGGGAGACUGUUGGCCUCGAAGGGGGUGCUACACUUAUAACUCUCUUUACCAUCAAUGGAAUAGGGCAGGGCGUCAGUGUUGUGACAACCAGCUCACGUCUAACUUGGGGAUUCGCGCGCGAUGGCGGCUUGCCAAAAUACUUGAGCUACGUUGACCCUGUGUGGAAAGCUCCCGUUCGCGCUUUAUGGGCCCAGGGUAUUUUGAUCAGCCUUGUUGGUCUCCUGUAUCUCUUUUCCGACACCGUGCUUCAAGCGAUAUUGAGUGUGAGCACUAUCGCUCUGAACAUUUCUUAUGCGAUACCUAUUGUGACCCUACUAUUCACUGGGCGUGAUCAAAUGCCACCAUCCCUCUACGACCUUGGCCGUUGGGGCCCCGCUCUCAACUGGAUCAGUAUCAUUUACUGCAUCAUUACGACUAUCUUCUUUCUCUUUCCCAGCACCCCCAACCCCACUCCGAGUAACAUGAAUUACGCGAUCGCAGUACUUGGUGUUAUGCUCAUCGCUUCGGUGACAUUCUGGUUUAUCAAAGGGAGCCAAACAUAUCUGCAGACCGAAGAUGCUGUGGCUCAGAUUCUCCAGGCACAGCAGCUGGAGCUUAUCGAGGAGCCUCCAAGAGAAAAACAGGACGGGAAGGAAAGAUAG
Messenger RNA from Penicillium lagena, 1593 nucleotides. RefSeq lists its product as uncharacterized. Gene Ontology annotation, cellular component: membrane. Gene Ontology annotation, molecular function: transmembrane transporter activity. Gene Ontology annotation, biological process: transmembrane transport. The coding region runs from base 1 to 1593 and encodes 530 amino acids. The record is from RefSeq and is a predicted model, not a curated record. The transcript has 2 exons. Lineage: Eukaryota; Fungi; Ascomycota; Eurotiomycetes; Eurotiales; Aspergillaceae.